AUGAUUUUAUAUGUCUCUUCAUAGUGCCUAUGUAUGAGUGGUUGUGAAGAGGAAGAAGCAAAUCGUGAAUUUGAAAGAAAUUUCAUGCGGAAACAUCCACAAAUGAUGAAAAAAUGCAUUGUGGCCAGUGACACUCUUGGUCCAUUAUAUGCUGCUACUCCUAAUGGUGGUUUAGUGCUUAUUGCUGGAACUGGAUCUAAUUCUUUAUUAGUCAAUCCAGAUGGUACAACCGGUCGAUGUGGAGGCUGGGGUCACUUACUUGGUGAUGAAGCUUCUGCAAUGUGGAUUUCCUUAAAAGCAGUGAAAACGGUGUUUGAUUCAGAAGACAAUUUGGUUCUCUGUCCCUAUGAUGUAUCAAAAGUCAAGGAGCUUAUGCUUCAGCAUUUCAAAGUUAAUGACAAGUUUGGAAUACUGGAGCACUGUUAUGCCAACUUCAAUAAAACCAGCUUUGCGGGUCUUUGUGCAAAACUGGCUGAAGCUGCAAGAACAGAAAAAGAUCCUCUUUGUUGCCAUAUAUUUUAUGAAGCUGGAAAAGUAUUAGGUGCUAUGGUUGUUGCACUUAAACCCAAAGUUCAUAAAGAAUUGCUUGAAAGUGAUAAUGGUUUACCAAUUGUUUGUGUCGGUUCAGUUUUCAAAAGCUGGGAUUUACUAGAGAAAGGUUUUAUAGAUGGAAUCAAGAACCAUUAUAAUAAAUGUACUUUAAUGACACUUAACUGUUCUGCUGCAAUUGGAGCUGCAUAUUUAGGGGCCAAACUAGUUGGUUUUGAAUUACCAUUAGAUUACAAGAAAAAUGUGUCAAUACUUUACACUUAUGCAUCAUCUAAAUAAAUCUCAGAAAGUAUCAAUC
Stegodyphus dumicola is the source of this 847-nucleotide messenger RNA. RefSeq names its product N-acetylglucosamine kinase (gene Nagk). Gene Ontology annotation, molecular function: N-acetylglucosamine kinase activity. The record is from RefSeq and is a predicted model, not a curated record. NCBI's taxonomy places the organism in Eukaryota, Metazoa, Arthropoda, Arachnida, Araneae, Eresidae.